Dermacentor albipictus is the source of this 4104-nucleotide messenger RNA. RefSeq names its product transmembrane protein 170A. The record is from RefSeq and is a predicted model, not a curated record. Lineage: Eukaryota; Metazoa; Arthropoda; Arachnida; Ixodida; Ixodidae.
UGUCAGGGCUGGUCGUCGCCUAUACCCAUCCAUACAAGCUGUAGUGUUUCGGUUCCUCUGUAUUUAAAUAUUAUGCGCCUUUCCCGUGGCGAUGUGAAUCUUUUGAGGAUUCUCAGUUUAGUCGGUAGCUAUGAAACCUUCUGUUAGGAUAGCAGGCUACCGGCGAACAUUUGUAUCGUAGGCUAAGGUCACUGUAUACAUCGUUGAUACACCCACCGUGGGAUUUGGCCCCUUAUCAUUUUCCGUAGACGUUCCGAAUUAAGCACCUUCGCUGGCUGUAUGAAUAAUGUACUGAAGUUAGUCCUGUUAUGCCUUAAAAAUGAUUUUGACUCUUUUUGAGGGGGCCUCUGGCACAGCCCCGGUGCAACACAAGCGUGCCCAAUGGCCUCUGGAACGGAGUUUGAGACAGCGGACCUAGACUCCGUCAUCAAUGUCAUUGGACUCACACCAAGUGAUCCCCUCGACACAUUUGUCGAGAUCUGGUACCAGGUGUUCCUGUGGGCGCUGUUUUCGUCACUCUUUGUUCACUUCGUGGCUGCAGUGGUGGCCUUCAGCAUGUUGAGGAAGCAACAGAUAGGCCGCUUCAGCCCACUGCUCAUCUUGCUCAUGGGCCUGGUGGCACCCUUGACAGGGGGCGCCCUGACGAGUGCAGUGAUAGCUGGUGUGUACCGGGCAGCUAGGUUUCAUAUGAUGCCCUUCUACGCACUGGUGUGGGGCUGUGGGCAGACAGUGUUUGCGGUUGUCAUGUCUUACACCCGAGUCCUCGCCACCCUCUGACCUUGCUGCUGGGUGACUUGCCAGAGAUGCCAGGCCAGGAUACCAGUGUUGUGCACCUCGGACGAGGAGACUGCUGCAGCAUUUGUGGUGCCCUAUGCUGCCACAUCUUCAGCUCAGCUAUGCAGCCCCACAUUUCACCUGACCAAAGCCUUCAACUGCUUGCUUUGUUAUCUGUUCAUAUGUGGUCCUGCAAUUUGUGUUGUUCAAAGAAAGGGCUCUGUCACUGUUUGUCAUUUCCAACUGACACAGCCUGCUGACUCUUGAUCAAUGGUAUGGCCAUUCGCAGUCGUCUUGGCAUGGUGCUUUUUUUUUCCUGAUGAGAUUUUGUUUCUUUCUUACUGCUUUUUGAUAGGGAGAGUGCAUUCAGGUUCUGUUUAGUGCACCAGCCACAUUUUUUAAGUGUUGAGACGUUUGGCAUAGUGCCUGCGAGAAGGGAAACAUUCAUGUGGUUGUCAUGUAGUUUUGAAGCUAUGCCUUCUCUGUGGUUUAGAAGACUUUGCCCAGCAUUGUGGUGACCCAAAAGGGGUUGCAGUCAGCUGUGGUCUGAUGGCACACUCAUGUGGCUGGCACACUGAUGGGAGCAUUAGCCCACAGUUCAUUCCCUGCACAGGAGAGUGGAAUUAUUAGUCAGUUUUCGUGAAUGUUUAGUGAAGACAGUAUUACUUCAUGUGGUCAAGUUUGUGUCUUCUGGCACAGGCUACUGCGAGUAGGAACAGAGGGUUCCUGAAACUUGAACUGGUCAUAUUGGCGGCUGUGGCCACAUUCAAAGAAUGCACCAUUUGGUGUAAGUGCAGUCCACUUGUAAGGUGCAGGGAAACAUUAGCUGUCAUGGCUCCACUUGUCGUGAGCAUGGAAAGCAUGAGUCAUUAUGUGAUGUAUUGCUGCUCAUUUUCCCUUUAUUCUUGUUUUUCACAGUCACGUUAAAUUUUCUUUUACCAUUAGUUUUUUUCUAUCAUAUUUUCAUUUGUCAUUGAUUGAAAAUAAUGAUAGCACUUCUCUCUGCAAGAUCUCCAUUACUUGUCGUAGCAUUUUUUUGCUGAAGCAUAUUGUGAUGGUUUCAACUGCCUGAAGAGGGCUCAAAGUCUGUAUUGCAAAACAGUGGUCUGUUGCAGAUGCAUAAGAACAAAGUGUGCUUAUUUUCAUGCAUCCUAAUGUGUUUAUCAUGCAAAAUUUUUCCCAUGUCGGUUGGUGGUUCUGGUAUUGCAAACCUUUUCUUACUCUUAUUAGAAGGGCAAUACUUCUGCAGUUACUUCAGUUGCUCUAGAAACUCGGCAUCUAUAAUUCCUCAAAUUUAUUCCAUUGCACAGUGCUUCGAAUGCAUGUGGGCUGUUCUUUUUUUACUGUUACAGUUGGUUGCAGCCUUGAAAGUGGCUAUCACCUCCUAAACAAGACUCACACAGAGAGGGUACUGUGUGUUGUUCGGGUCAUUAAAGAGUUGGUGCAGCAGUGACUAAAAUGGCUGCAAUAGUAGUGAAAUGCUUUUUUUCACUGGAAGUGUCUCCCAAAAGUUCUGAAUGUGCAAGUUGAAAUGCAACCACACUCAACUACUAACAAAAUAUUGACUCCUGUCUUUAUAAAAUGUGUGCUAUGUGCUAGCUCAAAGCUACAGAUAUGCCCUUUCACAAACAUGUUUUUGGUUAUGAAAGGCCAUGUCCCCUUUAAGUUAAGUUUUACAUAUUUGAAUUAAAGCCAAUUUUGCCAUGCAGUUGGCACUACCAUAAAAUAAUUUUAGUGCAAUACUGGCAUUUGCUCCAAAAGUUUGUUAAACAAGCAGAACUGUAAGUUUCUACAAUAUCUUCUGUCACUUAGAAAGCCUUUUGUUACUCUGAAUUAUAGGAGUAUGAAAAUGCAUUGUGCUUGCUAUUAUAAUGCAACUUGCCAAAAAUGACAUGUAGUGAAAACUGUGGACAACCACUCCCAUUGUCUGUUACUUCUAAACUGACUGUGGGAUUGAGUGGCACAGUACAGGAUGCAUAGCAAAUAGCUGCACCCAUGGGAUGUGACUUAACUCUUACAAACUAGUAUUGUGCUGCAUGACAUCAUAUAUUCUGUGACAGCUGAAGUGAUUGAAUUUUAUUUUUGGCUGACUGUAGGUGACAUUGAUGUCAUGUGCUGCAAAUUAUUAUAUACAAGCAACUGCAAUGGGAGACAAUUUUGAUAUUUUCUUUCAGAAUCCUCCUUCCUACAUUUUUGUUUUGUUUGUCAUGAUCACUGCAGUCAGUGAUAUCACAUAACAUCUUUACAAGUUUCUACUGGACUGCAAUGCCUUUUUAUUCCCUGCUUUGGGAAAGUCCUCCACGUAGUUUACUGCUUGUUCAUGUUUAAGCUAUGCUUGUGCAGCUUUUAUAUUGGCAGCAACUGAAAACCAUGUGCUGCACUAAUUCUACUGCUGUCUUGCAGGUGGCUUGCAUAGUACCUUAAGGGUCUACGGGUAAAGUUCGAAAAGAAGCCCAAAGUUGAAAGGAAAAUUAAAUAUAACCUUGAUGCCUUUUUCUAGUAGACUUAUUUCUAGGCCUGUCUUGGUUCUCCAUUUUUAUUCAUUUUAUAAUGUGUUUGCAACGUAUGAGAAUUCAAAGUUGUGUUUUGUUUGUCCACAUCAUUUGUUUCCUCUUGAGAACAUUGUUGCCUGGGGCAAAAUGUAGCUUUUAGGAAAAGCAUUUCAGGGGUGCCAAUUAUUUAAUACUCAAAAAUGUUGCAGUGCAUUAAGGCAACAGUAGUUAGCACCAACUGCCAUCUUUCAAAUUGCUGCUUCUGUUCACCAAGUGUCUGCCUUCCAAGUUAGAAAGCUCCACACCAUUGCAAUAAGCAUUUCUGCUCCUGUUUUUGCCUUCAAGAUGGGUGUACAUUAGGCUGUGCUAAAUUAUGUGGCAGUGGUACCGAGUUCCUUUUGUCAGUGGUGAAACGGCUGUUGGUGGCACAUAGUGGCACAUGCCUGUGUGUGAAGGAGCAGCACAGUUUUGAUGUCUUGGCAUAAGACCCUGCAAGCAGUGAAUUGAGAGACAGGAGAGGUCACAAGGUUACUUGUAUUAAAGUGUACAGUGUGUCUCCGUCGACGGACGAGGCCAACAUGUAAAUAUUGUACAUAACCUUCAUAGGCAGAGCCAUUCUACCAGGCCAAACAGGAACACCUAACGUGUUCAAGAUGCUGUAUGGAGUAUGUCUGUUGUGAAUAGUGUAAAUACCUGUUACAAAAGUCAGUGGUGCCACAAGAAAUGUUCUGUGACACUACAGUGAAUGGACAAGAAAGUGGUAAAGACUGCUGUGGCGGCAUGCUUUAUUUUGUCGAAUAAAAGAACCCAAGGAGAGAAGAAAAGCUUCUUGCAGUAA